CCGACACACAUGUGAAAGACAGUUCAAAAAAUACAAAUUUAUCCUUUGUCAUUUUAGCUAUACAAUAAAUAAUAUACUCGUCGGUUUAAACUCAUUAGCUAACUUUUCAAAACAACAUAGACAAUUUUCAUGAUAAUGACAUAUGUGACGUGUCGCCAAUUUUACAUUUUAGAUUUUAUAAUAACAAUUUUUCCAAUUUAGCGUGACAUUUAUGAUAUUACAACAUAGAUAGUUUAGGAAGAGCGAUGCUACAUGGACACCAUAUGUUUCUUUCACAACCUCGGGAUCUAUAACUUCAUUCAAUCAUCAAUUUCUUAAGGAACAAAACAAUCAAUUAUCUUCAUUCUAUAUCGAUUAUUUUUCGAUUUAUAAAUGGAACGAUGAAAAUGGAAUAAUAUGGAAAAUAAAAGUGAUGAAGUUCAAUUUUUGGAUCAGAGGGAUGACAUUAAUAAUUACGGAACAGUAGAUGAAGAUGAACUUCAAAAUGUAGAUGAAAUUAAGAUGAAAAAGGCAAAAGAUGAUAGUGUAAUGGCUACGAAUUCUAGUUGUUUAAAGUGCAAAGGAUGUUACGUUCCAAAACGAUUUGUUGUGACAGCUAUGACCUCAUUGGGAAUGCUCUUAACCUAUGCCAUGAGGUCUAAUUUCGGAGUAACAGUGAUAACCAUAUUAGAUAAUAGUGCUCAUAUGAAAGUACACGAAGAUGCAAUGUUUAACUUACCAACAGUGCAAUGGGAUACCAGAGAGAUUGGGUUUCUACAUGCUGUAUUUUAUAUUGGAUACAUAAUAACACACAUUCCGGGUGGCUAUCUGACAACUAUAUGGGCUAGUCAUAGAAUAUUUGGUGGCUGUAUUUUGUUUUCGGCCGUUAUGAAUUUAUUACUACCAGUUUUUGUUGAGGAGGUUGGCUACAUAGGAACUUGUUGUCUCCGUGGAAUCCAGGGCAUGGGAGAAGGUUUACUGUACCCGGCGUGUUAUGGUCUACUCCGACAUUGGUCUACUACAAAAGAAAGGGGGAGACUUGUUUCUGCCGUGCUUACAGGUAGCUAUGCAGGUGCUAUUAUUGGCUUCCCGAUGGCAGGGUUUAUAACACAUUAUAUUGGCUGGCAGUAUGUGUACUAUGUAUGUGGAGGUGUUUGUAUAGUAUGGUAUUUCAGUUGGUUGUGUUUGGUGUAUGAGAAGCCUUCACAUCACACUUCUAUUAGUGAUGAAGAAUAUAACUAUCUGUGUGAUGCCCAAGGAAGUGACGUAAUCGAUUAUGUUAAUUUAAAAAUACCAUGGGCUCAGAUUUUAACAUCACUUCCCGUUAUAGCCCUCUGUAUAUGCCAUUUUGCCAGAAACUGGAUUUUUGUGUUUAUGUUAACAAAUGAACCAUAUUAUCUCAAUAAUUUUGGAUUUUCUAUAGCAGAGUCCGGUUCCUAUUCUUCAAUACCUCAUAUAGUGAAAGUUUUGGUAGCUUUCGGUAGUGGUUACAUGGCUGACUUGUUACUUCUUCGAUGGUCUCCUACUGUUGUCAGAAAGCUGUUGACCGGUAUAGGGUUCAGUAUCGUAGCCUUGAGUUUCUUUAUCCUAACAUUUUGUGAGACUGGAGUUAGUGCUAUUUUGGUCCUUUGUAUAGCUGCUGGAUUUUUUGCUGUUUCCAUAUCAGGUUGGCAAAUUAAUCACUAUGAUCUCUCAGCUAGAUAUGCAGGCAUCCUGGUCAGUGUCACCUCAGCUUUUGGUACACUUGGUGCUAUUGCCGUUCCCUUGGUAACCGGAGAGUUAACGAAAGAUAGGACUCUUAAUGGAUGGGAUGACAUAUUCUACGUUACCAUGGCAAUAUUUUUAUUCAGUGCACUGGUGUUUGUUAUUUUUGGAUCUGGUAAUGAACAGCCAUGGGCUAGACCACCGCCUAAUAUUGAGUUGGUACAGAAAAUAGACCCUCUUGCCAGAAAGCCAUAUAGGACAUUUGUUCAACAAAAAUCAGCUGAUUCCAAAGACAUCCUGCAAGCAGAAUCUAUAGACGGCAAAGCUCAACAAAAAGAUGAUAAAAUACACGAACUUGUAGAUAGACUGACAGAACAACUCUCAGCUGAAGAAAUCAAAAAAGAUAGUUGAUUAAAUCAAAUACAGCCAAACCUGCCAUAAAGAUCAUCUCUUUUUAGCAGAAACCCGUCUUUACAAGUCCAAUUUAUUAAACAAAACAAGUCCUGCACAAUAAACGUCCGAUUUUACUGAUGUAGUAAUACCUAUAAUCGGCUAUAUAUAUAUGCAUUUUGCAAUUCAAUACCUAUGCAUUUUGAACAUCAAUUCAAAAGUCACUUUUCAUAUCUUUCAUAUAAGGCCAGCUUUCACUUGUAUCAUGAGUGACUUUAAUAUGCAGGGUUGACUGUACACGUAAACUGCAUAUAUCUGUUUUAGUUGGAACAUUUGAUACUCCAAGCAAAAGUAUGUAAAAUGAGUUAAAUUAAUUGUACAAUGUAUGCAUAAGUUGAACAUUUGGUAUUCAAAAGAAACAGUACCCGGCAAUAUGAGUCGUUACCGGUAUCCCCUCAAUAAAUUGUACAAUGUAUCUAUUGAUUUUUAUUUUCAGUGAUAAUUUUUUGGGGUAAAAAAUAUGUAACAUUGGAGUAUGGUCAUACUAGUCUUAUGUCAAACUAAGGAUUUGUGUAUAGUAUACAAAGCAUAAUGUUUAUGUUUGUAAAGAGAGAAUUAGGUGUUAAAUAUUUUUCUUCAAAAUGAAGAAAUUAACCUAGAAAGAAUUCCGGUCCCCUGUUAUGUAUUGAUAUAUCUAAAGUUAAUAAACGAUUUUGUCUUUCUUAAUUAAUAGUAAUAAUCAAAGUUUUAAGUUAAAGAAGGUGUCCACUAUAGAGAAAUCUCUCAGUGUCAAGUUACUGUGAUAGAACUUCGCCCAAAGUUAAACUGUUAUUAUUAAAAAUAAAAAGUUUGAAAAAUAG
Mytilus trossulus (common blue mussel) is the source of this 2933-nucleotide messenger RNA. Its product is annotated as vesicular glutamate transporter 3-like. Lineage: Eukaryota; Metazoa; Mollusca; Bivalvia; Mytilida; Mytilidae. Gene Ontology annotation, biological process: transmembrane transport; monoatomic anion transport; neurotransmitter loading into synaptic vesicle. The transcript has 12 exons. The record is from RefSeq and is a predicted model, not a curated record. Gene Ontology annotation, cellular component: synaptic vesicle membrane; excitatory synapse. Gene Ontology annotation, molecular function: neurotransmitter transmembrane transporter activity; L-glutamate transmembrane transporter activity. Bases 397 to 2094 code for a protein of 565 amino acids.